This is a messenger RNA of Anopheles bellator, 627 nucleotides long. Its product is annotated as dnaJ homolog subfamily B member 14-like. The annotation marks the transcript as partial. The transcript has 2 exons. NCBI's taxonomy places the organism in Eukaryota, Metazoa, Arthropoda, Insecta, Diptera, Culicidae. Gene Ontology annotation, cellular component: endoplasmic reticulum membrane. The record is from RefSeq and is a predicted model, not a curated record. Gene Ontology annotation, biological process: cellular response to misfolded protein. Gene Ontology annotation, molecular function: Hsp70 protein binding.
AUGGAAGUCAACAAGUACGAAGCGGAGCGUUGUAUUGAGCUGGCAAAAGCCGCGAUGACCGCGGAAAAUCCGGCAAGGGCAGAAGAGCUGCUGAAAAAGUCCAUAACCUUGUAUUCGUUGCCGGAGGCCGACCUGUUGUUGAAACGCGUGAACCGGGAAGCAGCGAAUAAGCCAUCGGAACCGAAACUGAACGUCGACUACACCCAGGAACAGCUGGACGUUGUGAAGCGGGUGCAAAAGUGCAAAGACUUUUAUGAGGUGCUGGGCGUUUCACAAGAAGCACCGGACUCGGAAGUGAAGAAAUGCUACAAGAAACUGGCUCUACAGCUACAUCCGGACAAAAACAAGGCCCCCGGGGCUAUGGAAGCGUUCAAGGCACUCGGUAAUGCGGUCGAGACGCUAACGAAUCCGGAGAAGCGGAAAGCCUACGAUCUCUACCGCCCGACCGACAACGGUUCCUCGUCGCCCGGCCGUAAAGGGCCGAGCGGUGGCUUUACCUGUGGGCAGAACGGAUUCACCUUCCGGCAGGACUUUGAAUCGGAGGUUAGCCUGAACGACCUGUUCAACAUGUUUUUCGGCCGGCAACAACAGCGGCAACAACAGCGGCAACAACAGCAGCAACAGCAG